This is a messenger RNA of Eimeria maxima, 495 nucleotides long. RefSeq lists its product as hypothetical. The coding region runs from base 1 to 495 and encodes 164 amino acids. The record is from RefSeq and is a predicted model, not a curated record. Lineage: Eukaryota; Apicomplexa; Conoidasida; Eucoccidiorida; Eimeriidae. The transcript has 5 exons.
AUGACGGAGGAAGCAACAGUAUAUCAGGGCCUAUGGCCCUUGGGUAUUGCCAUAAUCUUCUGUGGCUCUCUUGCUGGCGCUGCUGGAGAUACAAUGGUACGAAUGUCCUAUAGUGCAGCAGGACCUGAACCCUCAACAAAAGAAAUGCUAAAAAGACCAAUGUUUAUUAUUGGCAUGAUAUUAACAACUGCUAUUGAUGCUGCAUGCACAUUAGGUGCUCUUACCUUUGCUCCCUCCCGUUUAUCCUUAGCAUUAGCAUCAGGUGUAUUCGGAGGAAAUACAAAUGUAUCUGCAAAAGUAUUAACUAUUGCUGCUACACAAAUCUUUAAGGGAGAUGUCUCUCUAUUACGCAGAUUUGAGGCAAUAUACGUAAUACCUACAACAAAUAGUUGUUUAGUAGCUGAGGGUAUAGCGCCUCGCCCCGUCGAAGAUCCGCCAGAGUCUUACAGGUCUUGGGCUCCAUCUAGUGAAGCUGUAGCCAUGCCUCCACGGUAA